AGUGGGAGCAUGUGACUGCACCGACCGAACAGACGCCUGCUAGGUCCGCCCUUCAAACCCUCCCCUGGUUUCUUAUUCCCGUGCUUCCUCGUCCACGCCCCGGUGCCAUGCCUAACUGUCCACGAUAGCACGCCCGAUAUUGCCCGAUAUUAUAUGUAGGUAUAUACACGAACCCUGUCGCACUCCCUGUAAGGAAUGAUGGAUGGCGACGCUAGGGGCUCCGUACCAUGUGCUGGUGGUGGCUGGAAUAGGCAUCGUGUGGACACUGAUUAUUCGGCCGUGUCCAUCGUCGACUAGCCGCGGCCCUCCGCGCUCUUCUUCCUUCAACAAUCCCGCCAUGCCGGAUAGCUGCCAAUGUUCUAGAGGAGACGAAACGGGGACGGGAGACCGAGGCACGUAGAGAAGGAGACGGGGAUACGCUCUAAAAACUUGCAUAUACCUAGCAGCAGCAGCAGUAGUAAGAAAAAAACAACUGCUAGUCGGGUCUGUUUUAGUUGUGACCGAUGGCCACCACCCGCAUCCUCACAUAUCCGCCGCCGCUCGACGACAAGGCCGUCGGCAAGUCGUCGCGCAAUAUCCUCAUCUUCUUCAUCUCUGGGAACCCGGGGCUCAUCGGCUACUAUGAGCCCUUCCUGUCCACUCUCCGGGCGCGGAUAGACGAGACAGCCUCACUCCGCCACAUCCGCUUUCAUAUUUACGGCCAGGACCUGGCCGGUUUUCGCGAUGACGACCACGAGCCGUUCACCGCGCGCAGGAAGCCAUACGACCUCGAAUAUCAGAUCCGGCACAACCUCGCUACCAUAGAGCGGCUGCGCGUCGAAUCUGGUUCGCGGACCGGACUCCCGUACGACGAGGUCCUGCUCAUCGGACAUUCGGUCGGCGCUUACAUCGCCCUCGAGCUCUUCCGUCGCCAACUGCGGAGUCGUGACUCUGCCCCAUACCUGAACCUCGCCUCGGGUCUCCUCUUAUUUCCCACUAUCGAGCAUAUAGCGAAAUCUCCGAACGGCUGGAAGCUCGACCUCUUGCGCCGCAUACCUCUGCUUAGCGACAACGUCCACUACAUCCUGCGGGCGUUUCUCCACCUGUGUCCGCGCCGUGCGGUCUACUGGGUCGUGCGCAGGAUCCUGGGAUUCCCACCUAGCAGCGCGGAGGUGACAACGCGCUGGCUUAAGAGCCGCGAUGGCGUGUGGCAAACCUUGCAUAUGGGCCUAGACGAAAUGAGGACCAUCGGGGAAGACCGGUGGGACGAGGAGCUAUGGGAGAUAGCACAUAACGCCGACGCCCUGGAUAGAUCCCCGCCCAAGUUCUUCUUCUUUUUCGGGAAACACGAUCAGUGGGUAGCAAGCCAUUACCGAGAUCAGUUCAUUCGGAGGAGACAGAACCAGGUCGAACGCACAAGACUGAUUGUGGAUGAGGGCGACAUUCCGCACGCCUUCUGUAUACAUCAUAAUGAGACGGUCGCCGAAAAGGCCAUUGCGUGGAUUGCUGAGAUGUACAGCGCCACUUGAGAUACCGAGCGGCCAGAGUAACGGGACGCUUCAGGAUCAGACCUGGAUUACGAGUAGCCCCGACGAUCUUCUAAAACACGGAUAGAUAUACACGCUUCAUGCAGGGCGCUUGUCAAUUUUCGUGGACAACUGCCGACGUUACCCUCAAAGCGAAAUUACGUCUGUGCGAUGUGCUCGUCGUAAGACGCAGAUACCUGAGUUCUGUGCGAACCAGCUUGUCAGGGCCCAUGAUACGAAGCGCGGGGUUAAAUAGAGGGAAUCUUCAAACACGCAACAGGCUUCUGUAAGAGACGCUGAGUAGCCGUGAGCAGGAUGUUGAAUAAGGGAAAGAGAUGAAUCGCUCGUAGUUUAUCCUUAGGAGAGUGUAGAGGCACAUCAAUGAUUAGGUGAACAUGCCGGAGAGAAGACAGGAAGUGGAGCUACGAUCACAAGACAGUUUUUAUAUAUAAAGCGACAGGAAAAUCCCA
Messenger RNA from Durotheca rogersii, 1975 nucleotides. RefSeq lists its product as uncharacterized. Bases 504 to 1508 code for a protein of 334 amino acids. Gene Ontology annotation, molecular function: lipase activity. NCBI's taxonomy places the organism in Eukaryota, Fungi, Ascomycota, Sordariomycetes, Xylariales, Xylariaceae. Gene Ontology annotation, biological process: lipid storage. The record is from RefSeq and is a predicted model, not a curated record. The transcript has 2 exons. Gene Ontology annotation, cellular component: lipid droplet.